This is a messenger RNA of Capsella rubella, 1332 nucleotides long. Its product is annotated as cinnamyl alcohol dehydrogenase 5. Gene Ontology annotation, molecular function: zinc ion binding; cinnamyl-alcohol dehydrogenase activity. NCBI's taxonomy places the organism in Eukaryota, Viridiplantae, Streptophyta, Magnoliopsida, Brassicales, Brassicaceae. The transcript has 5 exons. The record is from RefSeq and is a predicted model, not a curated record. Bases 90 to 1163 code for a protein of 357 amino acids. Gene Ontology annotation, biological process: lignin biosynthetic process.
CCACAUAAACAGCAAAAAGAGUGCAAAGGGCAGAUCAAGAAAGAAUCAUCUAAAAAUAAAGAGAGACCGAGAGAGAGAGAAUCAAGAAAAUGGGAAUAAUGGAGGCAGAGAGGAAAACAACUGGCUGGGCUGCUAGAGACCCUUCUGGGAUUCUCUCCCCUUACACCUACACUCUCAGAGAGACUGGAGCAGAUGAUGUACGCAUAAGAAUCAUUUGCUGUGGAAUCUGUCACACUGAUCUUCACCAAACCAAAAAUGAUCUUGGCAUGUCUAACUACCCCAUGGUUCCUGGGCAUGAAGUGGUAGGGGAAGUGGAGGAGGUGGGAUCAGGUGUGAGCAAGUUCACCGUAGGGGAUAUAGUCGGAGUUGGUUGCCUCGUUGGGUGUUGUGGAGGUUGCAGCCCCUGUGAGAGGGAUCUGGAACAGUAUUGUCCCAAGAAGAUUUGGAGCUACAAUGAUGUUUACAUCGAUGGUCAACCCACCCAAGGCGGCUUCGCUAAAGCCACCGUCGUUCACCAAAAGUUUGUCGUGAAGAUUCCAGAAGGAAUGGCGGUUGAGCAGGCUGCGCCGCUACUCUGCGCUGGUGUGACGGUGUACAGUCCACUGAGCCACUUCGGUCUGAAACGACCAGGCCUAAGAGGGGGCAUACUAGGGUUAGGUGGAGUUGGUCACAUGGGCGUGAAAAUAGCCAAAGCAAUGGGUCACCAUGUGACAGUCAUAAGCUCAUCGAACAAGAAGAGAGAAGAGGCUCUGCAUGAUCUUGGAGCCGAUAAUUACGUGAUAGGAUCCGACGAAGCGAAGAUGAGCGAAUUGGCUGAUUCGUUGGAUUACGUAAUUGACACGGUGCCUGUUCAUCACGCACUUGAGCCUUAUCUGUCUCUUCUUAAGCUUGAUGGGAAGCUCAUUCUCAUGGGAGUCAUCAGCAAUCCUUUGCAGUUUCUCACUCCCCUGCUUAUGCUUGGGAGGAAAGUGAUAACCGGGAGCUUCAUAGGGAGCAUGAAGGAAACAGAGGAGAUGCUCGAGUUCUGUAAGGAAAAGGGUUUGAGUUCAAUGAUCGAAGUUGUGAAGAUGGAUUAUGUUAACACUGCGUUUGAAAGACUCGAGAAGAACGAUGUGCGUUAUAGGUUCGUCGUUGAUGUCGAAGGAAGCAAACUCGACGCUUGAAUCUAUUGAAAUUUCGAGGCUUUUUACAUACUCGAUCUAGACAAUCUUUUCUGUUUGUUUGUGAGUCUUUUUCAAUGUUACGACACUAUUUUUCAUGAUAUAAUAAUAUUGGAUAAAAAUGUGUGUUAUGUGAACAUUUUUAAUUAUAAAUUAUUUGAUGUGUUAAACA